GCGACUCCCAAGAAAGACUGUAGCCAUGAGUGCAAAAUCUAGACCCUCGCUUAGCUGUCCCCUCACCCUCCCGUCCCUUCGGGAAGAUCAAAGUACCUUCCAGCCCAAGUAUGGCCCUGAGUGACUUCGUCACACCUUCGUGAGGUCACAAGCAGCCACUAGCUCAGAGGGGAGAGGCGAGUUCUGAGUGAAAGAAACUGGGCGGGGCUGGGGCCCAGGAGAGGUUGGACUGUAUCCUGCGUGUUUCUAACACAGAGGAGUUUGUACCUGCCGUCAUAGCGUCCGAAAUGGAUGUCUCCCAUUGUCUCUGCUGCUCAAAAUAUCUCCAGAACUGGAAAAGCCAAGUGCGGUGACAUCUUUUAAAGAACAUGGAACAGCUAUGUAAGGAUUUCUGUCACUCUCCUAUGAACUCUUCAAACGACUCAACCUUCUCAUCAAGUUACUCUUCUUCAGGGGAGACACAGAACCUCGCAUGUUUCCUCACAAACCCACACUAUGGCAGCCUCAUUAAUGCAGAUGGCCAUGGUGAAGUGUGGACAGAUUGGAAUUCUAUGUCCAAGUUUUUUCAGUAUGGGUGGAGAUGUACCACUAAUGAGAAUUCCUAUUCAAACCGUACUCUGAUGGGCAACUGGAACCAGGAAAGAUACGACCUAAGGAAUGUUGUACAACCCAAACCCUUGCCUUCCCAGUUUGGACACUACUUUGAAACAACGUAUGAUACAAGCUACAACAACAAAAUGCCACUUUCAACCCAUAGAUUUAAGCGAGAGCCGCAUUGGUUCCCAGGACAUCAACCUGAACUGGAUCCUCCCCAAUACAAAUGCACAGAAAAGUCAACUUAUAUGAAUAGCUAUUCAAAACCUCAAAUCGGGCAUCUCCCUGGACUUUUCUUCCUUGCUCUGAUGCCAGCUUCCUUCUCAAGUCUCAGUCUGAUAAAAUGUUCCACACGUAGGCAUUGCAAACAGUCGUUUCUUAACAAUAUCUUUUAUUUAGGUACCAACGUAUAAGCCCCUGCUUGAACUUGUGCCAGUUGAUUCUUCCAAAGAUGUCUCUUCUCCAGGUCUAGCAUUUUCUUGACCAGUCUGAAGAAAGCUUAGAGCAGCUUCUCUUUCUGGACAACUUUAUCUAAUGCAUCCAUGAAAUCUAUCUGCUCUGGACUUGGCAUUGGCAAUCUCCGCCACCUGGCCUCCUGCUCUAGGGUGAAGAGCAUGCUUCUUUCUUGCAGUAGGAAAUACCAAAG
This is a messenger RNA of Nycticebus coucang (slow loris), 1240 nucleotides long. It is a transcript of the gene CFAP68, whose product is annotated as cilia and flagella associated protein 68. The record is from RefSeq and is a predicted model, not a curated record. NCBI's taxonomy places the organism in Eukaryota, Metazoa, Chordata, Mammalia, Primates, Lorisidae. The transcript has 6 exons. Bases 369 to 1007 code for a protein of 212 amino acids. Gene Ontology annotation, cellular component: nucleus.